Messenger RNA from Impatiens glandulifera, 762 nucleotides. Its product is annotated as peroxisomal membrane protein 11B. Gene Ontology annotation, cellular component: peroxisomal membrane. The record is from RefSeq and is a predicted model, not a curated record. Gene Ontology annotation, biological process: peroxisome fission; regulation of peroxisome size. The transcript has a single exon. The coding region runs from base 1 to 681 and encodes 226 amino acids. Lineage: Eukaryota; Viridiplantae; Streptophyta; Magnoliopsida; Ericales; Balsaminaceae.
AUGAACGACACAGUAGACAAGUUAGUCAUCUUCUUAGCCAAACGCGACGGCAUAGACAAGCUCGUCAAGACCUUCCAAUACGUUUCCAAGCUAGUCCAUUGGCGGCUCGAGACAACUCACCCCGACCUCGCCAAUCGAGCCAAGCUAUGGGAGGUUGCUUCCGGCCUUAGUCGCAAAGCUUUCCGAUCAGGAAGGUUCCUCACCGGCUUCAAUGCACUUAGGAGGAACCCAGGUCCCACCUCCACUUUCAGGGUUCUAUCUGUCCUCUCAAACGCAGGAGAAAUGGUCUACUUCUUCUUUGACCAUUUUCUCUGGUUCGCCAGGAUCGGUCUGCUCGAUGCAUCUUUGGCUAGGAGGAUGAGCUUUGUCUCUGCUUUCGGUGAAUCCUUCGGGUAUGUUUUCUUUAUCAUAACCGACCUUAUACUAAUCAGAGACGGGUUGACACUAGAGAGAAAGCUCGUCAUGGAUUCGAAGGAGGAAGAUGAUGAUGUGGGAGAUAAAGUUAGUAAGAUCAGGGGAGAUAGAGUGAUGAGGCUCAUGGCUAUUUCGGCUAACUUAGCCGACUUGUUCAUCGCUUUGGCCGAUAUCGAGCCCAAUCCCUUCUGUAACCACACGAUUACGCUUGGGAUUAGCGGGCUAGUCUCUGCAUGGGCUGGCUGGUACAGGAACUGGCCCUCUUGAAUUCAUUCAUUGCAUGCACAAAAUGUUUGGAAUUUUCCAACAACAACAAAAACAAAUGAAAAUGUCAUGUUCUUAAGUGCU